AUGAGCCUGGUGGGUCUGUUCCUCGCGUGCAUGGUCGCCGGCGGCGUGCAGUACGGGUGGGCGCUGCAGCUCUCCCUCCUCACACCCUACGUCCAGGUAUAUAUAUGUAUACACACGCUGGGAAUUCCUCAUGCUCUUACUUCAGUCAUGUGGCUGUGUGGACCUAUUGCCGGCUUACUUGUGCAACCGUGCGUCGGCCUCUACAGCGACAAGUGCACCUCCAAGCUUGGGAGGCGGCGGCCGUUCAUCUUUUCAGGAUGCAUUAUCAUCUGUAUAUCCGUCAUUAUCAUCGGGUUCUCGUCGGAUAUCGGGUACGCUCUCGGUGACACGACGGAAGACUGCAAGGUAUACACGGGGAAGCGGUUGCACGCGGCGGCGUUCUUUGUCAUGGGGUUCUGGCUGCUCGACUUCUCCAACAACACCGUGCAGGGCCCGGCGCGCGCGCUCAUGGCCGAUCUAGCAGGCAGCCAUGGCCCCAGCGCCGCCAACGCGAUCUUCGUCUCGUGGAUGGCGAUCGGGAACAUCCUGGGGUACUCCUCUGGCUCCACCAACAACUGGCACAAGUGGUUCCCGUUCCUGCAGACGAGGGCGUGCUGCGAGGCGUGCGCCAACCUCAAGGCCGCCUUCCUGGUCGCAGUGAUAUUCCUGGCCUUGUCGACGGUGGUGACGAUGAUCUUUGCCAAGGAGGUGCCGCUGGACCCGGCGGCGGCGAAGCAGAGCGAGGGGGAGCCGUCGGGGCCGCUGGCCGUGUUCAAGGGCAUGAAGAACCUGCCCCCCGGCAUGCCGCAGGUGCUCAUCGUCACCGGCCUCACCUGGCUGUCGUGGUUCCCGUUCAUCCUCUUCGACACCGACUGGAUGGGCCGCGAGAUGUACCACGGCCGGCCGGACGGGAGCCCCACCGAGGUUGCCGCCUUCCAGGAGGGCGUCCGCCAGGGGGCAUUCGGACUGCUCCUCAACUCCGUCGUGCUCGGGAUCAGCUCGUUCCUGAUCGAGCCCAUGUGCCGGAAGUUCACCGCCAAGGCUGUGUGGGUGAUGAGCAGCGUCAUCGUCUGCAUCGCCAUGGCCCUGGUCACCGUCCUCAGCUCCUGGUCGCUCGGCGACAUCGUCGGCAACGUGCAGGACGCCGCCACCACCGAUAAGGGCCUCAAAAGCGCCGCGCUCGCACUCUUCGUCUUCCUCGGCUUCCCCUUCGCGGUCCUGUGCAGCGUCCCGUUCGCCGUGACGGCGCAGCUGGCGGCGAGCAAGGGCGGCGGGCAAGGGCUGUGCACGGGGGUGCUGAAUAUCUCCAUCGUCGUGCCCCAGAUGAUCAUCGCCGUCGGCUCCGGGCCCUGGGACGAGCUGUUCGGGAAGGGCAACAUCCCGGCGUUCGGAGUCGCCUCCGUGUUCGCCUUCGCCUCCGCCGUCGCCGGCGUGUUGAUGCUGCCCAAGCUGUCCAAGACCAAUUUCCGGUCCGUCUCCAUGGGAGGAGGCCACUGAUGAUC
Molecule: messenger RNA, 1481 nt
Organism: Phragmites australis (common reed)
Lineage: Eukaryota; Viridiplantae; Streptophyta; Magnoliopsida; Poales; Poaceae
Product: sucrose transport protein SUT3-like
Exons: 9
Coding region: 1-1476 (491 amino acids)
Cellular component (GO): membrane
Molecular function (GO): sucrose:proton symporter activity
Source: RefSeq, a predicted model, not a curated record